This is a messenger RNA of Colletotrichum truncatum, 537 nucleotides long. RefSeq lists its product as uncharacterized. Lineage: Eukaryota; Fungi; Ascomycota; Sordariomycetes; Glomerellales; Glomerellaceae. The record is from RefSeq and is a predicted model, not a curated record.
AUGAGCACUUGCCUGCCAACCUUACCAAAGCACGUCGAGAAGAAGAAGAGCCGCAGAAAUAGCCUCCAAAACCGCCUAGAAACGUCUCCUAACGAAUGGACUUCAUCAGACUUGAUUCUGGAUUGUGAGAAGUGCGACUCUUCGGAGACCUUUCAGUACUGGACAAGUUCGACAGGGGCCCGGGUUCUGGAUGAGGAAGAUAUUGGGGCUUGGCUGCAACAACAAGAUCGCAAGUCAGCCGAAACGAGCAUCGUGUGGGCCGUCAACGAAUUCGACCUCGUAUCUGCAUCAUCGCCAAGUCAGUCACAGUCUUCACAAACGGGGAGUCCGGGGGCUAUGAACGAAGUAUUACACGGGAACGUUGCAAAAAUGGAAGAAACAGACCACAAGUCUGACAUGCCGAUGAUUCUGCGGGGGGUUGGGGCUUUUACAGAGGAUGUUGAACCUGCGACUUCAGAGAAGGAGAAGAAAAGAACGAGGGUGUGGACGAAAACGAAACAUAGGCCGCUCAUAGGAUGGGAUAACUUAUGGCUGUGA